UUGGUAUAUAUAUGUCAAUGGGUACAAUACCAAGUAACUUUUCGUAAAGUAUCGGUACACUCCUUUAAUAGCCGAAAGCACGCAAUAAUCACACCGCUUCAAUAGCUGUCAGUGAAGAAAACGUUUAGACAACCUCAUUCCAAGCCCUGGGUUUCGCUCUGUCAUCAUAGCGAAUAUCCGUGGAAGUGGAACGAGUUGGCCCAUUUCGAUACUAAUAACAGGCUUGAGUGGGGAUGGAGUUGGGAUUAGUUGCCUACAGCCUACUUGUAUAAUACCUGAAUAAAAUUAUACCUAAGAAUCGUGAGCAAGUAAUUUCUAAAUCGUCAGCGAACUAUUUGACUUUGAGAGGGCUUUUUAUUGCAUUGAUCUAGAUUAUUUUUAAUUAAAGGGUUACUUCUCAAAGACAUUAAGUUAUAUUAUUGUAAUUCACGCUUCUAAGUGUAAAAAAUGUUCAUACUUUGAAAUUUGAAUGUAGAAUGAUUUUUCUUGCUAAAUAUAUUAGAAUGUAUAUAUUUCAAGGCUAUUUGACGUAUUUUUACUAAUGACAAUAAUUGAAACUUGAAAUAUAUAUUUAUAAACUGGAAACACUUUCUGGAAUGCUGAAGUUGUAUUAAGAUCAGCGUUAAAUUCCAAAUUCCAGUGUAAAAUUCCCAAAGGAAUAAAUUACCCAUAUUGACCAAUAAGGAAACGAGUUCGUGAUAUGAAAACUUUGAAAUAUUUUGGCGGUUUGUUUUAAAUUUGAAUAGGAUUCGUUAGAGGAACAUUGAAGAAUUCCCUCGGGAAUUUCGACUCUUUAAAUUUCGGCUUUUUUCGGACAUUCGAAUGAAAAAAUAAAAGACAUUUGGUUUAAUAAGGAAUAUAAUUGCCGAGAUGAGCGAGGAUUAUGCAAGUAUUGUAAUUAUCAAGCGAACUGGAGCUGAUGGUCCACGAUUUCCCCUGCGACGAAGCGAUUGCUUGUUUGGAAGGGACACUACGUGCGAUUUACGUGUCCAGUUACCCGGAGUUGCUUUGGAACACGCGAAGGUGUCCCGCUCUGAAAACAAUAAAUUUUACUUGGAAAAUCUAACAGAUAGUGAAACAAUGAUAAAUGGUGACCCUAUGAAAGAAUCUGUUGGCCUUAGCAACAUGGAUGUUUUCUCGAUUGCUGGCAGGUCAUUUCGAUUUGAAUGUGAACAGCCGAAAAGAAAGAGCUUAGGGAAGAAGAGGACGUCCUUGAAUAACCCCGCCAUCGGGCGCCUCGUUUCACCUUUGAAGGAAGCCAACCGUAUCGUGAAAGACAGUCCACGUAAUCCUGUGCAGCGUCGAGCGUCGCUGAGAGAAAGCCUGGGAAAACUCAGACGAUCUUCCACUACAUUUCAAGAGGUGAAGGAACCAGUUGAAAGAACUCCUGAGAAAGUGAACGAGCAACCAAAUCCACCACUCCCGUGCCGGGCAUCUUUGAGAGAGAGUUUAGGCAACUUGAGAAGAUCUUCCGUUGCGCUCCUCGAAGUAGAAGAACCUUUGGAAAACGAGAAAACUGAAGAAGACUUCCUUCCCGUAUCGCGUCGCUCGUCUUUACGAGAAAGCAUUGGAGGAUUGAAACGGUCAUCGGUGUCUUUACAAGAAGUAGAGGAACCUUUGACAAAUACACCUAAAGAAGAACAGGCCUUCGUCGGUAUGGUGAACUCGGCUGUAUCUAACUCCAAGGCUAACACUCCAUUAUCCACGAGGAAACUGAGGAAACGCGUGUCCUUUGGUCCAAAGUUAAGUCCAGAGCACUUUGAUAAGACCCUGCCCGUUUCGACACCGAUCAAGAAAGGUUCCAAUCCACGGAGACUGUCCGCGCCGUUGUCGAAACCUUGCAUUAGUCCAGCAAGAAGAAGAUAUAGUGUCGCCACGCCGUCGUUCGUCUCGAGGAUCGAGGAAGAAGUUGAAGAGAGUGAUGAAGCUAGUGAUGAAGAAGAGCAUCCUGUGAAGCCGGACAGUCCUGCCGUCGAAAUCGUUGAGGUAUUCCAGACCGAUCGACCGAGAAUGGCGACCCCUUUGAGAGAUGAGAUCAAGCAAGGAAAGCAAUUACGUGGGAAAGACAAGAAAAUGGCGACACCGUUAAAGAAUGCGAUUAAGCAAGGUUUCCGUUUGAAAGCGAGCAAAAAUAAGAUGCAUACGCCUUUGAGGGAAGAGAUUCGGGCUGGUCGUAAGCUAAAACCUACCAGAAAGCGGUUAGGCACUCCGGUUCGUAAAGCCAUCGAGUCCAGGCCGAAGUUAAGAACCACCAGAAUGAGAAUGUCAACACCACUUCGGAAAGAGAUCGAAACGAGACCGGCGCUGAGGGAGACCAAGAAAGUGAUGGCAGAAUCUUUGCAAGAUGAGAUCAAGUCUGGAAGGAAAUUCUUGAAGAUUAAAAGAAGAAUGAAAAGCGAGGUACAAGAUGAAAUCGUCGCCGGGAAGGAAUUGAACCAGACGAAAAAGAAGAUGGCGACCGAGCUUCAAGCAGAGAUUACAAAAGGCGUUCAACUACGACCCACCAAGAGGAGAAUGCCGACGAUGCUUCAAGACGAGAUCAAGGCCGGUGUCAAUCUUUCCAAAACGAAGCAGAGCUUGAAGACUCCGUUAAGACAAGAGAUUGAAACUGGCGUCAACUUGCGAAAGACAAAACGGCGAAUGGGAACCAUGUUGCAAGACGAGAUAAAGUCCGGAGUUGAACUGUCUAAAACAAAACAGAGCUUGAAGACUCCGCUGCGAAAGGAGAUUGAGUCUGGCGUCGACCUCCGAAAAACCAAACGACGAAUGGGAACCAUGUUGCAAGACGAGAUAAAGUCCGGAGUUGAACUGUCUAAAACAAAACAGAGCUUGAAGACCCCGUUAAAAAAAGAGAUCCAGGCUGGAAUUAAUUUGCGAAAGACGAAACGACGAAUGCCGACUAUGCUUCAAGAUGAGAUAAAGUCCGGAAUCGAACUGUCUAAAACAAAACAGAGCUUAAAGACUCCGUUGAGAAAAGAAAUUGAAACUGGCGUCGACCUCCGAAAGACCAAGCGACGAAUGGCGACCAUGUUGCAAGAUGAGAUAAAGUCCGGAAUCGAACUGUCGAAAACAAAGCAAAGUUUGAAAACGCCAUUGAGAAAAGAAAUUGAAUCUGGCAUGAAGUUACGACCCACUAAGCCUAAGGAGGAAAAGCAACCUGACACGUCAUCAAAGACACCCAAACGUCGCUUUUCCAACAUCGAUGAUAAUCCCACACAAUCUGCAAGAAAGAAGAUAAAGACUCCUUUGAAAAUUCCACAGCGAGCGGGCUUUUUCCCCAGCACAAGAUCCAAGACACGCUCCAUUUCCCGUCGUAGAAAGUCCACGAAGAAGCCAAGUUACGCGGAAAUAGUGAAACGUCAGAAGCUUGUUGCCAAGCGACGAAUGUCCACGAAGAGUGUCCUCAACUUUGAAGCAGAGCAAAAGGCAUCGUCAACUUCAAAUCAAAAUACAAAACCGAAAUCAACUACAACUGCAACUGAAAAAAUCAAGAGGAAGAGCAAGACCCCUUCUCGAAGAAAGAGUCUAGCCAAAAACGCUAAAGUUUUCGAUGGUAAAACUGGAGGAGAAUGGAACGUUGUGGUGAACAAGAGGAAGAUAUUAAGAAUUAAAAGGCAAAGAGCAGUCAAGUUGCAGCAGCAACAAAACGAUGAACGCCGCAUCGGGACAAGAUCCUCUUCAGGCGACGAAAUCUUCUAUGAUAUAGCACAGCUUAUGAAGACGCCGAACGUGAAACAAAAUCAAGAACCUGACAUCGAAGGCGUUGCAGAGUUGUUUGAGGCGUUUGAAAUGGCUUCGCCGAUAGCGGCCACAGGUACACCAUCCUUGAGAAGAACAUCUGAUCGUGUGAGCGUUGUCACUCCUUUGUCCAUCGACAAAACGCCUUCGUUGCGAAUGAAAGAAAGUGGGUGCGAUGUCGUUGUCCCGUUACAACUUUCAAGCACUCCCUCUCUGCGAAAAUGUCCCGACGUUUUGACAGUUGUGUCGGCAGAGGAGCCUCAACUUACUCCGUCACUUCGAAGAGUCUCGGAGACUUUGACUGUGGCGUUCGCAGACGAAGGAAAACUGACUCCGUCGCUGAGGAGAGGUUCGAAUAAUCUAACCGUCGUGGCAGCCGAGACACCAAAGCAUACCCCGUCUCUGAGAAGAGCAGGAACCGCUGAGAAGGUAGUGCUGUCAUCCCCACUUCACGUGGCUGUCACUCCGUCAUUAAAGAAAAGUCCAGCUGCAGUUGUUGUCGAAACGACACCGGCUCAAGAGACAUCCGCGACCAUCCCUACAGAGAUUGUCAAGUCUGGCUCCACACCUAAGAUCGUAGCUGUUGUUUCCCCCUUCCCUGCAGUACAACCUACCUCCUCCGCACCUCAACUCGCGUUCCCCUUAGCAGAACCCACGCCAUUAGAGAUGGUAACCGCUCCUGUUACAUCAGAACCUUCCCCAACAAAAGAAACCCAGUCCACGGAAGAUUUAUCAUCCGAACUGCUCGACGAGGAACAAUUACCAUCGAAGAGAUCCACGCGAUCCGUUAAACGCAAAGUUCAACCCGAUUCGCUUCCUCCAACAAAACGCCCUCGUCGCGCAACCUCGCGGAAUACUGCCGCCAAAGUUGGCGAAGAAAAGUCCGAAUCUAGAAACGUGCCCGUUGAUGAUGCCGUGGCGCCAAAACACCAGAUUCCAAAGAGAACCAGUGCACGAUCUGCUAAACAGCAGCGCGCUGCACUUGAUACGAAAGAGAAUGUUCAGCAGAAGAUUGUUGAAGUUGUGGUCUUGGAACAAGAAGAGGCUGAAGGUGAAGUCGCACCGAAGGUUAAAAGAAGCACGCGUGCCUCUCGCAAUCGCGCAAUACAGCCCACACCUUCGUUACCAGACGUCGUCCCGAGUUUAACUCAACCUCCUCCUCCUGAGAUGAAACCCUCUCCAACUAUGAUGGAGCCUUCGCUUCAAAUGGUGCCCAUCCUCUUCGCAGUCGAUUUGAGAUCCAAUCCAGUGAAAAAAAGUGAAGAAAUUUCAAAAUCCAAGAAGACAAGAUCGACACGAUCGAAACACAGUGUCGAGCCGGAUACCCUGGAGACAACGACACGCACGCGCCGUACCACAGCACGCAACAACAACACGGAUCCCGAUGUCGACAAAAAGAGCGAAUCGCCAAGCGAGGUGUCGAAUGGUAAGCGAAGUACGAGAUCUCGAAAAACCGAUGACAAAAAUACCGUGGCAUCUGGAUCACGGUUGCGUAGGGGCACCAGAGAAAGAUCACAACAGCCAGAAGUCGAUGAGUCCGAGAAAAUGGUCGAAGAAGCCGAAACUAAGCCAGAAAGAAACACUCGUUCCAAGCGUGGCAAAUCCGCUAGUGGAAAGGGGAAGACGGAGACGCGGGGGAAGGCCAACCCAACAUCUAAAGUCGCCACCCGCUCUGGGAAGAGCAAGAAUGUUCCCGGGAUACCAGAGACACCUCAGCCUUUGAGAUUCACUCGAACACAAUUGGAACCCAUCGUUGAAGUACCGACACCGCUUCCAACACCUGCUUCGUCGCUACGCGGCAGCGCCUCAAAGAAGUUGUUCGUCCUGGCAGAAAACAGCUCAUCGCGAAGUGGAAGGAACAUCACUACAGUCGUCGAAGAACAAGCACAGCUAAAUGACGAGAUUUCGAAAAGCAAUGCCGCAUCAAAACUGCGAAGAAAACGUGCUGCUCCUGAAGGAAAAGUUGAUGAGAAGAACGAAGCAUCAAAGGAAGAGAACGCUCCGUCAAAGAAGCGUGUGACGCGUUCUAAGAGAGAUAACGACGUGGUCGCUAUCGAGGCAAGCCUGCCUAGCUCAAAACGACAGAGAAAGGAAAGCGCAGAGCGUGAUGAGAAAAAAGAUGACGAAGAGACUAAGAAACGUGUGACUAGACGGAAACGAGGUGCCCAGGAGAAGAAAGUUGUGGAAGAGAUAACCAUCAGCAACGUAAAAUCGACUCGGAGAAACAAAGCCGCCGUUAAAGAAGUUGAAAUCUUGGAGGAGACGGUCGUGAAGUACACAAGAACAACGAGACAGAAAGGAAAGCUCGUGCGGGAAGAAAAUGGCAGCCCACAAGCACCGGUGGAAAAGGGGAGGAGAACCCGCAAGGGGAGCAGCAGUCAGACAACCGAGGAGAGCUCUGGUAGGAAAACUCGUGGAAAAAGAGCAACGGUAAAAGAGAGUGAAAAUGUUGAAAUACCAGUCGAGAAGAAUGCGAAAGGUGGUCGAAGACAAGCCAAAGGAAGUAGGAAAACACCAGAAAAGGUAACUGAGCUGGUACCAAGAGUGACUAGGAGCCGUCGAGGUGCUCAAUGAACUGUAGGUUAGGGACAACUUAACCAUUUCCCCAUUUGAAAUUAUUGGUUAUCAAGCCAUUAAUCAUUAAAACAACCUCGCAAGCUUCAAGCAAUUUCAUAUUUCAGUGACUAGACUAUUACAGUAAUUGUUGACUGGGUGUUUUAUUAGUAUUCAUAUGCUCUUCUUGGGACCAAUAGUUAUUGAAUAUUUUGCCAUGAAAGUAAUCUUUAGGACUAUAAAAGACACAAAUAGUAACCAAUAAUUUUCACUAUGAGGAUAUCUUCGGUUGAACAGAUGGACAUGCAGUUCUUGUCCAGCAAUUCCUAGGGCUGUACAAAAAACUUUGUUCUUUACAAUAUAUCUCAUUCUUACCAUUUUCAAACAUCACUGUAUAUAAGUUCAUUUAAAUCACAGUAGGGUAUUGUGGACUUCUAGUUGAUAUAAUCAUAUGUAAUAUAUACAAAAAAGGGGGAGAAAGGAAAAGGCUUUAAAUAUAUUGAGCUUUCUGUUUGUAAAUUGUUCAAAUAUAAGUAAAGUUUCUGA
Molecule: messenger RNA, 6837 nt
Organism: Dendronephthya gigantea
Lineage: Eukaryota; Metazoa; Cnidaria; Anthozoa; Malacalcyonacea; Nephtheidae
Product: titin homolog
Exons: 8
Coding region: 871-6312 (1813 amino acids)
Biological process (GO): regulation of chromosome segregation; regulation of mitotic nuclear division
Cellular component (GO): nucleus; chromosome
Molecular function (GO): actin binding
Source: RefSeq, a predicted model, not a curated record